Asparagus officinalis (garden asparagus) is the source of this 309-nucleotide messenger RNA. Its product is annotated as probable lactoylglutathione lyase, chloroplastic. Lineage: Eukaryota; Viridiplantae; Streptophyta; Magnoliopsida; Asparagales; Asparagaceae. The record is from RefSeq and is a predicted model, not a curated record. Gene Ontology annotation, molecular function: lactoylglutathione lyase activity. Gene Ontology annotation, cellular component: cytoplasm. The transcript has 5 exons. The coding region runs from base 1 to 309 and encodes 102 amino acids.
AUGACAUCCUCUAAGACUGUCAUACAGUUGGUCGAGGAUUUUAUUGACUUCAGGCUUCAGCCGACCAUUACUGUUCUUACAGCACAGGUUCUUACAGCACAGGUGAAGAGUGUUGAGGACUAUGGCUACAUUCUUCAUUUUGGAGUCCCAUCGUUCACUGGGUUUCUCCCUAGGAAUGGUCAAGUAUACAUAGCAAUGAUGGGAUAUGGUCCUGAAGACAGAAGUGCAGUGUUGGAAUUGACCUACAACUAUGGAGUGAAGGAAUAUGACAAAGACAAUGCAUAUGCACAGAUUUCUAGAUUGAACUGA